UUUGUAAUUUCGUACUAGAGCCAGUCCCUUUUACUCCUGUGCAAGCGGCUGCCAGCCUAUAAAAUGAGUUGCCGAUCCUGCAUUGUCUCCACGGCUCUUCAUUUCCAUUCUCUCUCUCCCUCUAUCUCUCUCUACGAUGACGGUCAUUGUUCCUGAGCCGGUUCUGUCAGAGGACAACGACAUCUACAAUAGAGGAGAUAGGAGAGAGGAUGAUGAAGAAAAUAACGACUCUUUGAAUCUCGAUGGAGGAUUCGUCGUUCCUGAUAACAAUGCCUUCGGUCAUUCUUUCAGGGAUUAUGAGAAGGAGAGCGAAAGGAAGGAUAGCGUGGAAGAGUUCUAUAGAAAGAAUCAUAUUAACCAGACCUACGAAUUCGCAAAGAAGAAGAAAGAGGAGUAUGGCAAGCUGAAUAGGGCCGUCAUGAGCAUAUGGGAGUGCUGUGAGCUUCUAAAUGAGUUUGUCGAUGAAAGUGAUCCUGAUCUUGACGAGCCUCAGAUCGAACACCUUCUCCAGACCGCUGAAGCCAUUAGAAGAGAUUAUCCUGAUCAAGAUUGGCUACACCUCACUGCGCUUAUCCACGAUUUGGGCAAAGUUCUAUUGCACUCCUCAUUCGGUGGACAGCCACAGUGGUGUGUUGUCGGAGAUACUUUUCCUCUUGGUUGCGCAUUUGACGAAUCCAUAGUCCAUCAUGAGCAUUUAAAGGAAAACCCUGAUUACAAAAACCCAGAUUUCAGUACGAAGCUGGGUAUCUACUCAGAGAAUUGUGGUCUUGAUGAAGUCACCAUGUCAUGGGGCCAUGAUGAGUACAUGUACCUGGUGGCAAAGGGAAACCAGACAACUCUCCCGCCAGCAGCGCUCUUCAUCAUCAGAUUCCAUUCCUUUUAUGCUAUGCAUCGAUCCGGAGCUUACACAUAUCUUAUGGAUGACAAGGACAAGGAAAUGUUGAAGUGGCUUCACGUGUUCAACAAAUACGAUCUUUAUAGCAAGAGCAAGGUGAGGAUCAACCAAGAAGAAGUCAAGCCCUACUAUCUCUCCCUCAUCGAUAAGUAUUUCCUGUCCAAGCUCAGAUGGUGAAUGGUAAAAGAGGCGGCGGAUGUAUGG
This is a messenger RNA of Magnolia sinica, 1099 nucleotides long. Its product is annotated as inositol oxygenase 1-like. The transcript is spliced from 11 exons. The record is from RefSeq and is a predicted model, not a curated record. Gene Ontology annotation, biological process: inositol catabolic process. Gene Ontology annotation, cellular component: cytoplasm. Gene Ontology annotation, molecular function: inositol oxygenase activity; iron ion binding. Bases 137 to 1072 code for a protein of 311 amino acids. NCBI's taxonomy places the organism in Eukaryota, Viridiplantae, Streptophyta, Magnoliopsida, Magnoliales, Magnoliaceae.